Messenger RNA from Ustilaginoidea virens, 843 nucleotides. RefSeq lists its product as uncharacterized. NCBI's taxonomy places the organism in Eukaryota, Fungi, Ascomycota, Sordariomycetes, Hypocreales, Clavicipitaceae. Bases 1 to 843 code for a protein of 280 amino acids. The transcript has 2 exons. The record is from RefSeq and is a predicted model, not a curated record.
AUGCGAAUGCGAACAGGGCGAGUGUGUUGCUUGCAAAAGCAGAGACGCGGACGUGGUUGGGCGGUGGUGAGGAGGAAGUACGGAGUAGAGAGAAGUGGGAGAGCUGAACAUGGAAAGAACUGGAUUGGAUGGAUGGUUGGAGGAAGGUGGCUCUCGCAAACUUGUGCGGCUCUGCAAGUACACGCUACUUUGCUCUUACUGCUUACUACCCAUAAAAGGCAAGUGCCUAUACCUGGGGCUCUAGGCAGAAACUUGGGCAAGCACUGGCGUGUGGAACGGCCCAACCGCUUCGGGUACUGCGAUUCAGGAUGUGCUGCGGAAGGAUGGGAUGUCAACGUUCCUUCCAAGCAAGAAACCGAGGAUGUCACUUCCGCGAGUCCCGUCACCCGCGUUGUACCUGCGCCUGUGCCUGUGCCUGUGCCUGUGCCUGUGCCUGUGCCUGUGCCAGUGCUUGUGCCAGGAGGUAGGAGGUCUUUAUUCAGCCUCGAAUCCUUUAGUUGUCAUGGCCCAUGGGUCCCAUCCAUGUCCCGAUUCCCCCCCACCGUCGGGUAUGCAUUUUGGCCUCCCGGCCUGGCCAGUUUCAGUAUGGGUCGGAGCAACUACGGAGCGCUGCUUACCCUUUUUGGAAUGGCCCGUUUGUGUCGGCGUCAUCCCCUUAGCGACUUGUCUAUCUGUGCUCCGUACCCCGUACUCCGUCCUCCCGUCGAGCGUGUUUUGUGCAACCAGACACACAUGGAGAAAGAAAGCUUGGCCCUUGAAGUGGGGCCACUGUGGCGGUGCAGCCCAGCGCCCCGCGGGGCUGAGUCUGGCGAGUCUGGCGAGUCUGGCGAGUCUGGCGAGUAA